GGUGGGGAGCCGAGCGGCGCCGGGCUCCACCUUCCGCCACAGAGCGCAGGCUUGAAGAGAAGCGCGGGCCUGUCUCCUCUGCGGCUGGAGGAUGGAGCGCUCGGAGGCCUACUGCUUCUCGGCGGCCUUCAGCGGCGCCUUCCUGGCCUCCUGCCUGCUCUUCUCGGCCCUCAGCCGCCAGCAGCGCGCGCCCUACAUGGACGAGGCCUUCCACGUCGCCCAGGCCCGGGCCUACUGCGAGGGGCGCUUCCAGCAGUGGGACCCAAUGAUAACAACACUACCCGGUUUAUACCUGGUGUCAGUGGGAAUUGUGAAGCCUGCCGCAUGGCUCUUUGGGUGGUCUGGAAGCAUCGUCUGCUCAACAGGAAUGCUCAGAUUCAUCAAUCUUCUCUUCAGCAUUGGGAACUUCUACCUGUUAUAUUUGCUGUUUUGCAGGAUGCACCAUAAAAAGGCUGCCUCUGGCUUCCAAAGAAUCUUAUCGACUUUGACCUUAGCCAUUUUUCCAACUCUUUAUUUUUUUACAUUCCUUUAUUAUACUGAUACAGGUUCUACAUUUUUUACUCUUUUUGCAUACUUAAUGUGCCUGUACGGCAAUCACAAAACCUCUGCCCUGCUUGGAUUUUGUGGCUUCAUGUUUCGUCAGACAAACAUUGUAUGGACUGUGUUCUGUGCUGGAAGUCUUGUGGCACAAAAACUCAGCGAAGCCUGGAAGGCAGAACAAUCGAAAAGCAAAGACCAAAAGAACUUCGCCCCAAAGGGGUCCUUCAGAGAACUAAUGAUGGCCAUCAGGUUUCUCCUUGAAUACCUCACUUCAUUUAAAAACUUGAGCACACUUAUUCGUCUGACUUGGCCAUACAUCACGUUAGUGAUGGUGUUUUUUAUUUUUGUGGUCCUCAAUGGUGGCAUUGUGGUAGGUGACAGGAGUAGCCACGAAGCCUGUCUUCAUUUCCCCCAGAUCUUCUACUUUCUUUCUUUUACUCUCUUUUUUUCUUUUCCUCACUUGCUGAACCUGGGCAAAAUUGUGAAUUUUUGUCAUUCUGUGAAGACGCAUAUAUUGCAAUAUACCAUCCUCACCGUUGUCUCUUUGUUGUUUGUGUGGAAGUUUACAUUUGCCCAUAAAUAUCUGCUUGCAGAUAACAGACAUUACACAUUUUAUGUGUGGAGAAAAAUCUUUCAACGACACGAACUUGUGAAGUAUUUGUUAGUUCCAGUCUAUAUAUUUGCUGGCUGGAGUUUCACAGAUGCACUCAAGUCAAAAUCCAUCUUCUGGAAUUUAGUAUAUUUUGUAUGUUUAUUUGCAGCUACAGUUCCCCAGAAGCUGCUAGAAUUUCGUUAUUUCAUUUUGCCAUAUAUGAUAUUUAGACUGAACAUUCCUGUGCCAUCAACUUCGAAACUUUUCCUUGAGUUCAUCUUGUAUCUUUUGGUGAAUGCAGUGACAUUCCAUUUAUUUUUGAACAAACCAUUUCAGUGGCCAGAUAGUGAUGAAAUACAGAGAUUUAUGUGGUGAAGUUUUCAAGAAGACCAAAUUCUAGGACUUGCUUUACAAAAUUGGAGGCUGUAUACUUAGAAAACAAAAUAUCUCUGUGUGUCGGUGUUUUGUGUGUGAUUGGGAUCGAUUUAAUAAUCUGAUGCACUAUCUUUGCAAUUGAACUAUUUUUUUAUAAAUGUCACUUGCUGCGAAUCAGUAAACAUAACAUCAGGGAGAUUUCAUUCAUAUAUCCGAACCACUGUGAAUGAAGGGAUUUGUUUACAUUAUAAUAGUCAUUUUAAAUGUCUUACCUUGGAAACGUAUGCAAUGCAUCUCUACGUGUUUACCUGUAUGUAACACACAACUGGAAUCAGUAUAAAUAAGGCCAAGAGGUUUUGAUUUUCA
Anolis sagrei ordinatus is the source of this 1873-nucleotide messenger RNA. It is a transcript of the gene ALG10, whose product is annotated as ALG10 alpha-1,2-glucosyltransferase. The record is from RefSeq and is a predicted model, not a curated record. Gene Ontology annotation, molecular function: dolichyl pyrophosphate Glc2Man9GlcNAc2 alpha-1,2-glucosyltransferase activity. Gene Ontology annotation, biological process: protein N-linked glycosylation; dolichol-linked oligosaccharide biosynthetic process. Gene Ontology annotation, cellular component: endoplasmic reticulum. NCBI's taxonomy places the organism in Eukaryota, Metazoa, Chordata, Lepidosauria, Squamata, Anolidae.